Molecule: messenger RNA, 636 nt
Organism: Symbiodinium natans
Lineage: Eukaryota; Dinophyceae; Suessiales; Symbiodiniaceae
Source: the annotation of a GenBank genome assembly
AUGGAGGAACAGGCAAAGUUGGCUGGUGAGGAAGAUCGCCUAAAAGGCGUGUCACUCCGAUACAUGCCAAACAGCUUCGUGAAUGCCGAGGCCAUUACCGCCUUGAACAUUGCAAAGGGCCUGGGCAGUCGCUUCCUGUUCACGUCGAUGAACAGCCAGAUGUUCAACAAGUUCGCACCUGUGAUGGUCGCGGAAGGAUUCAUGGGGCCCGACUGGCAGAUCUUGGGAUCGGAGUCGGCCACAACGUAUGGUCCUGAGAUGACGGAUGCAGAUCUCCCCAUCGGCUUCCAGCGUUGGAAUCCUGUGAGCCGAGGCACCAAGUUCCCACUCUUCACGGACAUGUGGAAGUUGAUGAAUACCAACGAUGUUACCAGCGCUGCCGCACGAACUCGCUACGGCAUUGACAACUUCAAGGUGCCCCUCGCUUCGGCAACCGUUCCCGCCAUCGUCGACAGCGACUUCACCGAUGUGGUGCUUCCAAGCUACGACACAUUCCUUUUUGACGCUCUCUACACCUUGGUGAUUGCGAUCAACAACCUCCUGAAUCAGGGCAAUGCCCUGUCCGCCAUCCAGGGUGAGUUGCUCCUGACCGAAGUCAGGCAGACCAGCUUCACCGGAAUCUCAGGCCAGGUUUAG